CUCUCGACGACGCACCGCGGCGCUGCGAGGGGCUCGGUCCCGGGGCGCGCCGGCGAUUGGCGGGGGAACGGGACCCGGGGGCGCGGCCGCCCGCGGAUUGGCGAGGCACGACGGGGGCGGGCUCGCGCAUGCUCAUAAGUGGCAGCGGCGGGGACGGGGUCAGUGCCAAGAUGUCGACGGCGGCGGUUCCGGAGCUGAAGCAGAUCAGCCGGGUGGAGGCGAUGCGCCUAGGGCCGGGCUGGAGCCACUCGUGCCACGCCAUGCUGUACGCCGCCAACCCUGGGCAGCUCUUCGGCCGCAUCCCCAUGCGCUUCUCGGUGCUGAUGCAGAUGCGUUUCGACGGGCUGCUGGGCUUCCCCGGGGGCUUCGUGGACCGGCGCUUCUGGUCGCUGGAGGACGGCCUGAACCGGGUGCUGGGCCUGGGCCUGGGCUGCCUGCGCCUCACCGAGGCCGACUACCUGAGCUCGCACCUGACCGAGGGCCCACACCGCGUCGUGGCGCACCUGUACGCGCGGCAGCUGACGCUGGAGCAGCUGCACGCCGUGGAGAUCAGCGCGGUCCACUCGCGCGACCACGGCCUGGAGGUGGGGCCGCCGCCCGGGCCCCGCCCCCCGCCCCGGGGUUUGGCUCUGGCCCCGUGGAAGGCACCGAUGGGUGCUGGGCCUCGUGCGGGUCCCGCUGUACACCCAGAAGGACCGAGUCGGAGGCUUCCCCAACUUCCUGAGCAACGCCUUCGUGAGCACGGCUAAGUGCCAGCUCCUCUUUGCCCUCAAGGUGCUCAACAUGAUGCCCGAGGAGAAGCUGGUUGAGGCCCUGGCUGCAGCCACCGAGAAGCAGAAGAAGGCCCUGGAGAAGUUGCUCCCGGCCUCCUCUUGAGGGCUGCCUGAGCUGGUGGCACCCUCCCCUGGGCCCGAAGACUGGGAAUUCCUGCUAAGUGUGGCUUCUAGAGUGUGUGUGUGUGUGUACCCCGCUUCUGACUGCCUAGGGCGAGUGGGCAUCCUGUCAUCUCCACUGUCCCAAGCAGUCACUAGGUGGCGGCCGGGCCAGCUGGGACCCAGCCCAUCCUCUCAGGCAGAGCAGGGUGGUCUGGGCACACGGGGCCUGCCUAUCCAGCCUCAGGAUGCUCUUGUUCAUCCUGGGCUCAGACCCUCCUCUUGUGCUUCUCAUCACAGCUGGUAGAGACCCAGGAGUGCCUGAUUGUCCCACAGGGGUGGCGCACAGCUCUGGGACCACUCAGAAGAUGGGAUGUGUGGGUGGAGGAUGCCUUGUCUCGGUCAGCUCAUUCCUGCCUCAGCUCAGGGCCUCGGGGAGAGCCAGCUUGGGGUAGGAAGUUAAUACUGUUAAUUUGGGUUGUUGUUGGAUUUACUUUGCUAGAUUUUCUCUUUCACCACGUGUGAACUGUGGGUGAGGUUUCAAAGUAGCUUCACCCCACGUGGCUUGGUUCCCAGGGACAGUCAGGGCCUCAGGGGCCCAGCUAUGUACAACGAAGCUGUCGAAGGAGAAGACAAUAAAGUCGCUCCUCAGCUGC
Molecule: messenger RNA, 1528 nt
Organism: Gorilla gorilla gorilla (western lowland gorilla)
Lineage: Eukaryota; Metazoa; Chordata; Mammalia; Primates; Hominidae
Gene: NUDT16L1
Product: nudix hydrolase 16 like 1
Exons: 3
Coding region: 129-749 (206 amino acids)
Cellular component (GO): nucleus
Molecular function (GO): snoRNA binding
Source: RefSeq, a predicted model, not a curated record